Messenger RNA from Quercus robur (English oak), 4578 nucleotides. Its product is annotated as receptor-like protein kinase 5. Bases 116 to 3172 code for a protein of 1018 amino acids. The transcript has 2 exons. NCBI's taxonomy places the organism in Eukaryota, Viridiplantae, Streptophyta, Magnoliopsida, Fagales, Fagaceae. Gene Ontology annotation, molecular function: protein kinase activity; ATP binding; receptor serine/threonine kinase binding. Gene Ontology annotation, biological process: protein phosphorylation. The record is from RefSeq and is a predicted model, not a curated record.
AUACAUGGGACCCAACGUAAAUUUCUUAAAGUGAGCAAAUUCUUAGUGAUUGCUCGCCAAUUGCUCAUCCAUGAGUUGAGAAACCAGCAUAACGAACUUUACCGCCAGAAUUCAAAUGACCAAAACAACUGUCUUCCUCUCCUUCCUUCUCCUCCUUUUCCGACAUGCGAACUCUGAGUCUCAGCUAAAUGGCAAAGAACAAACAGUCCUCUUGAAACUAAAGCAACAUUGGCAAAACCCACCAUCUCUAAGCCACUGGCAAAAUCCACUAUCUCUAAGCCACUUGAGCUCCUUAAACUCCUCUCACCAUUGUAACUGGCCAGAGAUCACCUGCACCAAUGGCUUAGUCACCCGACUACUUCUUCAAAACAAGAACAUCAACCAAACAGUCCCACCCUUCAUCUGUGACCUCAAGAACCUCACAGUCAUUGACCUUUCAUACAACUUCAUUUCUCAAGAGUUUCCUAAAGCUCUCUACAACUGUUCCAAGCUUGAAGAGCUCGACCUCUCGCAGAAUUACUUCAAUGGCACAAUUCCCGAUGACAUUCACCGCUUGUCUUGCCUGCGCCGCCUCAACCUUGGAGCCAACAACUUCUAUGGUAACAUUCCAUCAUCUAUUGGAAAGUUAACGGAGCUAAGGACGCUUAAGCUUCUCCAGUGUGCAUUUAACGGUUCUUUCCCGCCAGAAAUCGGCAACUUGACCAAACUUGAGUCACUGCAGUUGGCCUAUAAUGUAAACAUGACAGCAGCAGAGUUGCCUUCGAGUUUCACGAAGUUGAAGAAGCUUAAGUUUUUAUGGAUUACUGCGUCUAAUUUGAAUGGGGAAAUCCCAGACACAAUUGGAGAAAUGGAGGCUUUGGUGCAAUUGGAUUUGUCAAUAAACAAUCUGACUGGGAAAAUUCCAAGCAAUUUGUUUAUGCUAAAGAAUUUAAGUGUUGUGUAUCUUUACAAAAACCAAUUGUCUGGGGAGAUUCCUCGGGUGGUUGAAGCAUUAAACAUUGAUGUUAUUGACCUCUCCGAUAAUAAAUUGACCGGAAGCAUACCUGAUGAUUUCGGCAAACUCAGAAACAUGACAGGUUUGAGUUUGUUUUUCAAUCAGUUAUCUGGAAAAAUCCCGGACAGUAUUGGUCGUCUUCCAAGUCUGAUGGUCCUUAAAGUGUUUAGCAACAAUUUAUCAGGGACUCUGCCUCCAGACUUUGGGCGGUAUUCUACGCUUGUAGAGUUCCAGGUUGCAGACAAUAAGCUUGAAGGUGAGUUACCAGAGCACUUGUGUGAUAAUGGAAGGUUGGUGGGUGUGGUAGCUUUUAACAACAACCUCACUGGAGAAUUGCCAAAGUCGCUUGGCAAUUGCAAUGGUUUGAAAAUUGUGACUGUUUACAAUAAUAGGCUUUCUGGGGAUAUUCCUUGUGGCCUAUGGACUUCGUUGAAUUUGAGUGUCUUGAUUUUAAGCGACAAUUGGUUUACAGGCGAGCUUCCUCAAAGGGUGGCAAGGAAUCUCUCAAGAUUGGAAAUAAAUAACAACUACUUUUCUGGUACGAUUCCAGCUGGAGUGUCUUCCUGGAGGAAUUUGGUGGUAUUUGAGGCUAGUAAUAACCUCUUUACUGGCACUAUUCCUCAAGAACUAACAUCUCUUCCUUAUUUAACAACUCUUUUUCUUGAUCAAAAUCGACUCUCGGGCUCCCUUCCACCAGAUAUUAUAUCAUGGAAAAUGUUAAAUACUCUAAACCUUCGCCGAAAUAAAAUCUCUGGACCUAUUCCGGAGAAAUUAGGUAAUUUGGCAGGUCUUACAGAGUUGGACUUGUCAGAAAACCAACUUUCUGGCCAAAUACCUCUCCAACUUGGCCUCCUGAAGCUCACUUUACUCAAUCUCUCUUCCAAUCAUUUGACUGGGAGGAUCCCAACACAAUUUGAAAAUGAUGCAUAUGCCAGCAGCUUCUUGAACAAUCUUGCUCUCUGUGCUAAUAAGCCAUCACUAAACAUUAACAGCUGCAACAAUUCUGAUCAUCGUAACCCGAGCAAAGUUCCCUCCAAAUAUCUUCCUUUAAUUAUAAGUUUUGUGGCAGCAGCUCUACUGAGUGUAGUAGUUGCAAUGAUCUGUAUUUAUAGGAAGGGAAAGCAUGGAUUUGAUUCCACAUGGAAGUUCACCACAUUCCAGAGGGUGAAUUUCAGGGAAUCGGACAUUUUGUCAGGAUUGACAGAAAAUAAUGUGAUUGGUAGCGGUGGAUCAGGGAAGGUAUACCGUGUUGUUGUCAAUGAUUCAAACAAUUUUGUUGCUGUGAAGAGAAUUUGGAAUAACCGAAAGCUAGAGCAGAAACUUGAGAAAGAAUUUCAUGCAGAAGUUAAAAUACUGGGUUCGAUUCGACAUUCCAACAUAGUGAAGCUGCUUUGUUGUAUGUCCAAUGAAAAUUCUAAACUUCUAGUCUAUGAGUACUCAAAAAACCGUAGCCUGGAUCAAUGGCUGCAUAGGAAGAGUAGAGCAUCAUCCACCUCAAGUUCAGUCCAGCAUGUUGUCCUGGAUUGGCCUAAGAGAUUGCAGAUAGCAGUUGGGGCUGCCCAGGGGCUCUAUUACAUGCACCAUAGCUGCUCCCCACCAAUUGUUCAUCGAGAUGUGAAAUCAAGUAACAUCCUUUUAGACUCUGAGUUCAACGCAAAGAUAGCUGAUUUUGGUCUAGCCAAGAUGUUCAAGCAGGGAGAACUUGCUACAACGUCAAUUGUAGCUGGUUCUUUUGGCUACAUAGCUCCAGAGUAUGCUCACACAACACGAGUUAAUGAGAAGAUUGAUGUUUAUAGCUUUGGGGUUAUCCUUUUGGAACUAACUACUGGAAGGGAAGCUAGAUAUGGUGAUGAACACACAUCCCUUGCCGAAUGGGCAUGGCGUUACAUUGAAGAUGACAUCCCUAUAGUUGAUGCAUUGGAUGAGGAGAUCAAGGAACCCGGUUAUUUGGAAGAAAUGAGCUCUGUUUUCAAUCUUGGAAUCUAUUGUACGAAUAGAGAACCUUCUAAGCGGCCUUCCAUGAAAGAGGUUGUGAAGAUUCUGCUCAAAUGCAACCAGCCACUUGUUUAUGGAGAGAAGAUUGCUGCAAGUUUGUACAAUGCGUCUCCCCUCCUCAAGAAUUCAAAGCGCAAGAGUGCGUCAGAAUAUGAUGAGGAAAUCUUGGCAUCCAUCGUUUGAUUUCUUCUUUUAAGCACACAGAAUAAAUUUUGAACUUGACUCACUUGUGUUUGCCUAGUUUUUAUUUAAUUUAAUUAGAAGUUGUGUUAGAUUUCGUGCUCUAAAAAAAAAAAAUCAAAGAAUUGUUGGAGGUUGCUGAACUAUGUCUAUGGCUAUGGCACAAAGGCUUGCUCAACUUGGAGAAGAAAUCGAAUGAGUCAAGAACCAGCUCCGCAAACGCAGGAGGCUCCUCUUCGCCUUUUGGCGAUACCUACCAAAAGACCAAAUAAUAAGGGAAGCCGAGCUCAGGCUCCAAAUGCUGCGAGCUGCACAGCACUGGCUCAUUCUCUCAUUGGCAUUGUGGUUCCGCAGUGACCCAAUAAAUUAGAAGAAAUUCGCUUAUUAGAUUUCUUUUGAAUUUAAAUGUUAGCUUUAUCUUGUAAAGCCACCUACAUAUAUAGCUUGAUGUUGAUUAAUAAAAGAAGCUGAAAAAUGUUUACGUGAAUCUAGAACCAAAUAAGAAAGAAUAAUCUCACUCAAAAAAUAAAAUUAAAAAAAGAAACAGCCAAUGCAACCAAAGCAUAAUGACAACGGCAAUUUCAGACUAAAUAUAAUUUGUUCUCCAAUUAAAAUUAUGGUGAUAGUUUGAGUUUCCCUUUUCUUUUUAGGCCCUCCAAUUAUAAAGAUAUUUUCCUCCAAAGUUAUCCUUCAGUCACAUACAUCACCAUAAAAAGCAGAACCACAGUUUUCACUGGAGGUAUUAUUUACUACUGCAUCAGUGCAUCUCGUCCCUUACAUUACAUAGGAAUUCGAAUAUCACUCCUGUCUUCUCAAACACUUGUAAAUCUUGGGCACCUCCAACAAAUAUCUAGUUGAUGUCAGCAAAGACUUACAAACUUAUAGGGUAUAUCUUUCAAAGUUAGAAGCAGAAGGACAUAAUAGAUAAUACUGUUAUGUAGAAAAGGUUUUUGCUAGCAGACCAUGAGUGCUUAACCGAGGCCUUAAUAUAACCUAAGGUACAUUCUUCAACAAGUAACAGUGUGUUUGGUUUUCCAUGGAUUUUCAAAAUUGAAAUAUUCCACAUUGGUGAUGCACAUCAAAUUGCGUUUUAUUUGCAAUAGAAAUAGGAGAGAAUGCUCACCAAAGUGAAUCCUCAAAAGAACAGUUUACAUUCCCCAUUUUAUUUCCUGACUCAGGACAAAUGGACUCAAAAAAGAUGCGGCCGUACCAACAAAAUGCCCCUACCUCAAGAUAAGAGCAGAAUGAGAGGCAGCAGCAAGAAAGCUUGAGCCCUGCAUGACUGGACUCUCCAAACUCGACUCACUGUUCAAUUAUAUGCUCUGCAAAACCAUAAAUUAAGGUUUUGCUGGUAUGUCACUCGAACUAGGAGCUAAGACAAGCUCUAAAUGAACUGGAAUUGUGAAAAA